CCUUUCCUCGCGCAGUACUUUUCAGUUCCCCGAUUCUCGGCAGCACGCAUCACUUCUCAGUCAUGGAGGGAAUGAGUAUGGCCAUGAUAAGUACCUCAGGGACGGCAACCCCUACGGCCACUGUGCUGGCAACAGCUGCGGGCCUCACUUCAACCAUUCCUGAAGCCUUGCAAAGUGACAUCAUGCCGCCGACCGACAUGCAAAUGCAGGGAAUGUCAUCCUUCAUUCACUUUGGCCUUGGAGAUCCCUUCUUCGCCCGCCUUCUCACGCCGACACAUGCUUCCGGAUAUGUGGCAGUCAUGUUGUUCCUGAUGAUGUUGAGUUUCGGCCAGCGGCUUCUGAUGGUCGUCGAGACAAAGGCCGCCCAAAACUUGCACCACGCUCGGCCUGCAGAUGACGAGGGACAGGUAUCAAAGAGUGGUAGUUGGGUUGAAAUAGCGGAGGAUGUGCAGCCGAGCGGCCGAUUCAUGUCACGGUUCAUCGUUCGUGCUCUCCUCAAAAGUGGUCUAAAGGUGUUGGAUGCGGCCCUUGGCUUCCUGGUUAUGCUCGCAGUGAUGACCCUUAACGCUGGGUACAUGAUCGCGUUGUUGGUUGGAAUAUUUCUGGGAGAGUUCCUGUCCAGCUGGGCUCACCGAAACGGCACCUCUUAG
Molecule: messenger RNA, 650 nt
Organism: Exophiala mesophila
Lineage: Eukaryota; Fungi; Ascomycota; Eurotiomycetes; Chaetothyriales; Herpotrichiellaceae
Exons: 2
Coding region: 63-650 (195 amino acids)
Biological process (GO): intracellular copper ion homeostasis; copper ion transmembrane transport
Cellular component (GO): plasma membrane
Molecular function (GO): copper ion transmembrane transporter activity
Source: RefSeq, a predicted model, not a curated record